AUCAAAACCGUACUAGUAACCAUCCAUGUCUCAUCUUUGUGUUCAUUCUCGGUAGCAUCAUGGUCGUCCGUCCGUAUUUUACCAAAGAAAGAAAAGUACUUCCUUUCGACAAACUCAUAGAGCUCGAACAAAUCGACGAGUUGACGUUCCGCUCAAUAACCAAAGGCUACUCACCAACAGGCGGAGAAAAUGGGACGUAUGGCGGUCAUAUCUUUGCGCAAGCUGCAUGGGCUGCAGCACAAACAGUGAAAGAGGGAUUCCUAAUACAUAAUAUCACCGGCUGGUUCAACCUUGCUGGAAACCCCAAUGAGCACUUCACAUACCGCGUAGAGAAAAUCCGCGAUGGCUACAACUACUGCUCCCGCAACGUAACUGUGAGCCAAGCUGCAGCGAAAAGCAGCACAUUCACAUGCACAUGCUCUUUCAAGCGCGAAGAAAGCGCAUCAGUCGAUGCCCAAGAGCACAUCGACCUAAAAGAAAUGUACCACGAAGCCCUAAAAGGCCGAGAAAACGAACCAAUGCAACACUCCCCAACCCCCAGCAACGACUCCGCCGUAUUCGUCGAAGACUAUCUCCCAGCCCACCCAGACCACUUCAACCCAAUCCCCGGCCUGCACCUCCGAAAAGUCGAAAUGGCAAACUACAACCGUACCCGCGCACCGCUCGACCGAAAGCAAUUAACGUUCUACUCGCUGCGAGGAUCAUUACCACUACCCACAGCACCAUUCCCACCUCCGUCAGAUCCCAGGAAAAUAAAUCUGACCAGAGAAGCAAACAUGCACGCCUGCACUCAUCUCUACGCCUCAGACUGCCAAUCCCCACAAAUCGUUCCGCGCCACCUGGAUAAGCCCCGCGACUUCACGCGCAUGGCAUCGCUCAGCCACAGUGUGAUUUUCCACACGGGCAUCUGCGAUCUCGUCAUGGCUCCUGAACCGCGGGUCGAUCAUCCUGACGCUGAUCCUACGUUACGGAACGACGGGCCUUUGCCGGUGUGUAAUCUCGAGGGGUAUGGGAAGGGGGAUACGGAUGGGAGGAAGUGGUUUGUGCAGGAGUCGUGGGUUACGCGGGCGGCGGAGGGGCGGGCGCUGUAUAUGAGUCGGAUGUGGGAUUAUGAGAGGGGGGUGCAUGUUGCGACUACUUUUCAGGAUGGACUAGUUAGGUUUAAGGAGGAUGUGAGAUUGUAGCGGCUUUUUUUCCUGGAUCGUAGGGGAUGGGGGUUGUAGAGUCGUGGC
This is a messenger RNA of Bipolaris sorokiniana ND90Pr, 1232 nucleotides long. RefSeq lists its product as uncharacterized. Gene Ontology annotation, molecular function: fatty acyl-CoA hydrolase activity. Gene Ontology annotation, biological process: acyl-CoA metabolic process; fatty acid catabolic process. Lineage: Eukaryota; Fungi; Ascomycota; Dothideomycetes; Pleosporales; Pleosporaceae. The coding region runs from base 60 to 1184 and encodes 374 amino acids. The record is from RefSeq and is a predicted model, not a curated record. Gene Ontology annotation, cellular component: peroxisomal matrix. The transcript is spliced from 2 exons.